AUGUUGUAUUUAAUUGGACUGGGGUUGUCUCAUGAAACGGACAUUACAGUUCGUGGACUCGAGGUCGUUAAACAAUGUAAACGAGUCUAUCUUGAAGCAUACACCAGUAUUCUCAUGACUGCUGACAAGGAAUCACUGGAGAAGUUCUAUGGUCGUGAAGUGAUUCUCGCUGACAGAGAGUUGGUAGAGUCUGGUUCAGAUACAAUCCUUGAGAAUGCUCAAGAGGAUGAUGUUGCAUUUUUAGUUGUUGGAGACCCAUUUGGAGCGACAACUCACACGGAUCUUGUUUUGCGAGCUCGUGAGCUGGGAAUCAAAUAUACUACUAUUCACAAUGCAUCAGUCAUGAACGCCGUUGGCGCCUGUGGUUUGCAAUUAUACAAUUUCGGACAAACCGUGUCAUUAGUAUUUUUCACUGACAACUGGAAACCUGACAGUUUCUAUGACAAGGUUCUCGAAAACCGAAAACUCGGUCUCCACACCCUGCUUCUUCUUGACAUCAAAGUCAAAGAGCAGAGCAUUGAAAACAUGGCUCGUGGCAGACUUAUCUACGAACCCCCAAGAUACAUGAGCAUUGAAACAGCAGCAUCUCAACUGCUCGAGAUCGAGGAAAUACGAGGAGAAAACUGUUACGGACCUAACACUCCAUGCAUUGCUGUGUCAAGACUGGGUUCACCAGCUCAAACAAUCCGUUCUGGAGUCCUCGAAGAAAUGGUCGAAUACGAAUCAGGUGCCCCAUUACACUCGCUGGUCAUCCUCGGAAACCAAGUGCACGACCUCGAGACCGACUUCAUUGUGGAGUUUGCCGAAAACAAAGACCGUCUCCGAGCCGCUAUCAAAGAAGACGCCCAGAACUUUGCCAAACCCGUCCCCCCACCACCAGAAGACGACUUCAGCGACUAA
This is a messenger RNA of Sugiyamaella lignohabitans, 900 nucleotides long. RefSeq names its product diphthine synthase (gene DPH5). Gene Ontology annotation, molecular function: diphthine synthase activity. The transcript has a single exon. Lineage: Eukaryota; Fungi; Ascomycota; Dipodascomycetes; Dipodascales; Trichomonascaceae. The coding region runs from base 1 to 900 and encodes 299 amino acids. Gene Ontology annotation, biological process: protein histidyl modification to diphthamide. The record is from RefSeq and is a predicted model, not a curated record.